This is a messenger RNA of Gregarina niphandrodes, 327 nucleotides long. RefSeq names its product putative U2 small nuclear ribonucleoprotein B-like protein. Lineage: Eukaryota; Apicomplexa; Conoidasida; Eugregarinorida; Gregarinidae. Gene Ontology annotation, molecular function: RNA binding. The transcript has a single exon. The record is from RefSeq and is a predicted model, not a curated record. The coding region runs from base 1 to 327 and encodes 108 amino acids.
AUGGAAUCUAAAAAUACAGCAGAUGAAUUACCUCCGAAUCGGACUCUUCACUGCUCCAACCUUGACGACAAAGUCCACUACAAUGAAAUGAAAAGCCUGCUCUUCGAAUUGUUCAUACCCUUCGGCGAAAUCGUGAAUGUUCAUGUGAAGCAAACCGCAACUCUUCGCGGCCAAGCCUGGGUAUCGUUCAAGGACAUUAGUGCUGCUACUGUAGCCAUGCGCAAAUUAAACGGCAAUGAAUUUGUCGGCAGGCCUAUAAACGUUAACUACGCGAAGGAGACUACUAAAAUCGUUCAGUUGGCUGAAAACGCUCAGAAGAAAAAGUAA